UUAAGCCCAGAAUGGGAAGAAUUGCAAUCCAGUCUUCUUUUUUUUUCUUUUCCGUUGUUGUUCUUGUUCUAUUGAAUUCGUUCCCGUUGCUCGUGUUCCAAGGAUGAGUUACGCGCAAGAGAAACUCACCGUUGUUGGCACGCCGUGCACGGUGGCCGUCAUGGACGUCGCCAACACUGUGCUCCUCCUCGAAAACCAGACGGGCACUACCAUUCAAGCCAAAACCGGCAGUGCUGAAAGCGAGCUGAGGACUUUCUUGUCAAUCUAUCCGGGCGCUGGUCAGCAGCCGAGUCCCGGCGAAUCUCGCUUGACCAUCCAGUGGGGUUCGGGAGAUUACCUGUCCAAUUCUGUCGGAAAUUUGAACAGCAUCCAGAUGAACAUCAGAGACAACUCUGGCACCGUGGACUACUUUGCGAGCAUUGGCAGCGGCUACUGGUGGAAGGAAGGAGAUGAUCACUCUUACUCGUUCGACCAAGCCCGAGCCUCAGGCAUUGUCUUUCGCACUCGCCACACGUUGCCUCACGAUUCGGAGCCCCACUCCGAUGACCAAUGGCAUUGCAAGGACGUUCUGACCAUCUUCCCCUAUGUCAACAACUCUGUGGUCGCCCACGCAAUGGGAACGUACAAGGGCAAGUGCGACUUUGGUGUGGACGACCAGAACGACUUGCGCCAGUUUCAGUUCAUUCAGUUCGGCAAUGUGCCCAGCUACCCGAGCACAACUGAACAGCUUCCGUGGAAUGAGAUCGAAAAGGACAAUUCCCUGUAUCCGGUUGCCCUUGACGGCGUGUACAUCAAGGACAAUGUGAUUGUGCCAGCACUGAGCGGCAACUCGAGCGAGUACAUGGCCUUCACGUGGUGGAUGGACAACAUGAGUCCCUUUAUCACGACGGGUGCUUCCACUGUCAAUUACGCCAGUGGCUGUCUGGACUGCCCUUACGCGUGCGUCACUGUGAUGUCGUGUUCCGAUGAAGACACGUUCGGUCGAGCGUAAAACCUCCCGCAAAGCUGGCGGGGCGACAUCCAUUUGUAGAGUUGAUGUUGUUGAUGUUGUUGUUGUUGUUGUUGCUGCUGCUGAUGUUGCUGCUGCUGCUGAUGUUGCUGCUGUUGCUACUAGUGUUGUUGUUGCUGCUGCUGGUGGUGGAGUUGAUAUGAAUCUGUGGAUCUGUACAGGUGUUGUGCGCUUUCUUCUCCUGAAGCACGAAUUCGCGCUAGUUCUGUCGUGCCGUGUUGCAAAGCUGUGAAUCUGGUCGUGUGCCUCUAGCAGUAUCAUGUUUGUCGAGAAAAGAAAACAAUAAAGAAGGCUGUAUGCAUGCAUACAUUUUCUAACAGCA
Capsaspora owczarzaki ATCC 30864 is the source of this 1331-nucleotide messenger RNA. RefSeq lists its product as hypothetical. The coding region runs from base 104 to 991 and encodes 295 amino acids. The record is from RefSeq and is a predicted model, not a curated record. Lineage: Eukaryota; Filasterea; Ministeriida; Capsasporidae. The transcript has a single exon.